This is a messenger RNA of Acipenser ruthenus (sterlet), 8248 nucleotides long. Its product is annotated as rho guanine nucleotide exchange factor 28-like. NCBI's taxonomy places the organism in Eukaryota, Metazoa, Chordata, Actinopteri, Acipenseriformes, Acipenseridae. The record is from RefSeq and is a predicted model, not a curated record. Gene Ontology annotation, molecular function: guanyl-nucleotide exchange factor activity. Bases 383 to 5779 code for a protein of 1798 amino acids. Gene Ontology annotation, biological process: regulation of Rho protein signal transduction. The transcript is spliced from 38 exons.
GUGAUCUGUUGGUUCCCUGCAACACAUCACUCACUGCUAAGCCUGUGUAAGAAAGAGAGGGCAGGCUGAAGAGCAGCUAGAGAGGCUCACGCAGCCUUUGGCACGCCGGUGUUUCAGCGAACCUGCAUCCAGCUGAAGAAAGAUACCGCCUACUUGAACACAGACCCGAAGUUCCAGAAGAGGCAGAAACCAAGAAGAAUUAUACCGCGUUGCUCUUGUAGCAAAUUUAUUGUAUUUUGUUUAUAUUUAUGUUUUUUUUUGUUGGUUCUUCUGGUUUUUGCGAUUGCACUACCCUGCUGACUGAGAAGGAUGUCUGAGUUUUAAUUCGCUUUGCAACACGACUUGAAUGCUUCGCUGCCGUGUGGAUUGAGAUGCUGAAGAGAUGGAGCUGAGCUGCAGAGAAGUGCCCCUCUAUGGGCAGGUGACAGCCUACGCAGUGUUGGAGACAACGGCUCCUCUGCCAGAGGAGGCUGAGUGCUAUUUGGUGUAUGAGGGUUCCAGCCAGGACCACAUCACAGAGGCACAGAUACAUUGUGAUGGAAACACAAGCACUCUUCAUUUUGUUGUUCCAGGUCAUAACCAGUUGGAAAACGUGUCUGUUACUGCCUACAUUUACAUGACAGGUCACCCCAUCGCUGUCCUGGCCAGAAGCUCUGUCACGUACAUUCCGGAUAAAGCACAUGAGCUAGCCCGAUUCCUGGUGGAUCACUCUCACUGUCUAACUGCCAGUAGCCACCUAACCCUACUGAAGAGAUUUGGACUGAGUGGAGAAGCCAGAGGCACUGUCGAUGACAAGACCACGCUAACCUUGGCUCACCUGGAGUUCCCCUAUUCAUGGAACGUCCUGGGAAGCCAAGCUGGAGAAGAGCUCAGGCCCAGGGAGUCCUUACUUCAUCUGUCGGUGCGGUUAGGCCUGUUUAAUCUCUCUCAGUUUCUGCUGUGCCAGCCUGGCGGCCUGAUAGCUUUGUCUUUACCUAACGAGGACGGAGCCACUCCAGAGCAGCUGGCAAUUCAGACUGGGAACCAAGCGCUUGUGGAGCUGCUGAGAAAUCCCCCGAAUCCCCUGGUCACUGCCUUGGCUGGUAUUUCUGAGAUCCAGGCUGACAGUGGCAGGCUAUUGAAGUUCUUUCAUUUAUCGGAGGCCUUGACGCUCACCGUCACGCAUGGCACAGAGUGGACACUGGAGGCACACAUUCAGCUCCUGAGGAAGCAUUUAAAGGACAACAACUUCCUAAUAGAGGUUACAUCCCUUAAAAUAAACGGACUGGAUGGCAGGUCACAAAUGGAAUAUACUGAAGGCACUGCUGACAAAGGCUCUUCCAAAGAUCUCUGUGGGGGAGCCCAUACUCUAUUAGAUAAUGUUUUUGAAGAACAGUUGGUGCUAUCAGUGGAUGAAGAGGAUGUGGACCAUGCACAGCUAAAUACAGAGAAAGUCCAUUCCUCACAAGAGGCUUUCCAGAAAGCCCGCGCUCAGCCCACCUUCCACGCGGCUGCCAGACUCUCCGCCAUGCUGAGCGGGAACGACGAGAUCUACGCAAACGCCAUGCUUGUGGAUCAUGUUGAUGACAUGGAUAUAAAGUACAGCAUUGAUGGGACCACCACUGAAAGCACAUCAACAGACAGCUCUAGCCAGGAUCUGAGUUGGGGCAUUCGCUCCGACACUGGCUCCCUGAUUGCAGGCCCACCUGCCUCUAAUCAUAUGUCUGAAUGCUGCAAUGAUAAAAAGGACACCACAAGCAACACAGCCGACACAGAGCAGUUGCGCACAAUCUCAGCUGCCAAUUUGGCUCUUGCAAGACUGAAUCAGCCACAGUGGCCCCUGGGAUUUAAUAAAGGAGGAGGUCCACCAGAUAGCAAGAUGAGCGAACAGAGUCCCAGUCUGGACGGUCUCGAUGUGGACAGUGAAGAGGAGGAUCAUUCGGACAAGUCUCCUCUGUCCAACCUUUCAUCUGCAGCCCCUCUGCAAGUGAGCAGCGGUGAUGAACAGGACUCCUUCAACACGUCUCCAGAGCUGUCUGACGACAGAAUGAGAUCCAGUUCUGCAUACAUCACUGCUAACUCAAAGGAACCGGUGGAUUCUGGAGUCCGGCUGCGUUCGUAUUCCUAUUCCUCCCCCAAGAUUACCCUGGCCAGACCUCGCUUCAUUCGGGAUUCAGGGAUCUCCCAUCUGAGUGAAGAUGGUGUGUUCAACAGCGGCCGGUCCCUUCUGCAGGCUCUCUCUCUGUCUAAAUCAGUGUCUCUGCUCCACCCUGGUAAGCAGCGUGCUUACAGCUUGCCAGAGCAGCCCAGAGAGAAAAGGGAGUUAAAUUUCCGUAAAAGGGCUCAGUCAGCAGAGGAGGAGGGCAGUCCGGAGCUGGCAGAGUCCCUGCAGCACCUCACUCUCUCGGAGUUCCUCAAGGAAAUUGAAGAGGAGGAGUGGGAUAAAUACAUUAUCCCAUCCAAAUGUGAAUCGGAGAAAUUCAAAGUUAGUCGCACUAUCAGCUUCUUGAAAAGCAGGAUGUCUAGCACAAGGAACAAGAACAAGGGGAAAAAUAAGGACAAAGAAGGAAAGGACAAGUUGGUCAAUGGACACCAGUUCAUAACGGGAUCGUGUUCAGGACUGACGUUGUGUUUGGUCUGCGACAAGCCUGCCAUUGGGAAAGAGCUCUUGCAGUGUUUCAACUGUACGAUCAGUGUCCAUAAAGGCUGCAGAGAUUCUACGACACCAUGUCUCAAGCAGAAACUGGAUAAACACACAGUGGCAGCCAAGAACAAGCCGGCAUCUUCCCCACAGUCUUCGGCUGUCAGAGAAAUCCCAUCUCCAGCUUUCCCAGCGAUCAACACGUCUUCAUCCCUCCCUGUGGGGACAUCGUGGGAUGGUAGACGAGACCCCUCCCUCCAGGGCCCCCACAUCUCCAAGAGCAUGUCAGCUGUCAGCAUGGAGCGGAGGCUGAACGAGGAGAUGGAUUCGGAUGGGGACAGUGCCAGUUGGAGGAGCCAAUCCCAUUCUGAGGAGACACUUCAGUUGAUGGGGACUUCACCCUCCACUGAUUCAUAUGCAACAGAUGACACCGUUGAUGCCCCCUUGCGAAGUGACCUCGGUGUAGACUCAGCGGAGUACGAAGCAGAGUCCUGGAGUCUGGCCGUGGACCAGAAGUUCUGCAGCAAGCAGGAAAAACAUGUGAUUAAAAGGCAGGACGUUAUUUAUGAACUGAUGCAAACAGAAAUGCACCACAUCCAGACUCUGCUGAUCAUGUCGGAGGUCUUUAGAAAAGGCAUGAAGGAGGAGGUGCAGCUGGAUCCCAGCACUGUGGCCAAGAUCUUCCCCUGCCUGGACGAGCUGCUCCACAUGCACAGCAGCUUCUUCGGGGCCAUGAAAGGGCGGCGGCAAGACUGCGCCCAGGAGGACAGUGACAGGAACUUCCUCAUCCACCGCAUUGGGGACGUCCUGGUGCACCAAUUUUCAGAAGAAAAUGCAAUGAGGAUGAAACAAGUAUAUGGAGAAUUUUGCAGUCGUCACAUUGAGGCGGUUAACCUCUUCAAAGAGCUGCAACAGCAAAAUAAGAAAUUCCAAGCCUUUAUCAAACAACAAAGUAACAACUUCCUGGCUCGGCGUCGAGAGGUUCCAGAGUGCAUCCUGCUGGUCACGCAGCGCAUCACCAAGUACCCGGUCCUGCUGGAGCGGAUCCUGCAGUACUCCAAGGAAGGCAAAGAGGAGCAUGCAGAUCUGACCAGAGCACUGGGACUGAUCAAGGAUAUCAUAGCGGCGGUGGACCUGAAGGUCAGCGAGUACGAGAAGGAGCAGAAGCUGCUGGAGAUCCUGAACAGGAUCGAGAACAAGACGUUUGCCAAGCUGAAGAACGGAAACUCGUUCCGGAAGCAGGACCUGAGGAGCAGGGACCGCACUCUGCAGCAUGAGGGGCUGGUCUACUGGAAAACAGCCACCGGGAGACUGAAAGAUGUCAUGGCUCUACUUCUGACUGACGUUCUAAUAUUCCUGCAGGAGAAAGACCAAAGAUACGUCUUUGCUGCUGUGGAUCAGAAACCUCCAGUUAUCUCUCUACAGAAGCUAAUAGUGAGAGAAGUAGCCAACGAGGAGCGAGGGAUGUUUCUGAUCAGCGCUUCGUCUGCAGGGCCAGAGAUGUAUGAGAUUCAUACGGCUUCCAAAGAGGAGCGCAACAGCUGGAUGAGACACAUUCGAGAAGCAGUGGAGAGCUGUCCAGAGGAGGAGGAGGAGCGGACGAGUGAGACCGAGGAGGACAGGCGGAUCGCUGAGGCCAGGGCACAGAAGAUCCUUAAACUCCAGGAGACCCUCAGCAGCCAGGACCAGCAGAUCUGCAACAGUUUGGAAGACAAACUGAGGAUCUAUGCAGAGCUCACAGGCAUGAGCAUCCCCCAGGAGUCCGUGCCGGAGCCACACUUACUGAUCAGACCAGACCCAGAGGAUGUGCCUCAGGCUGCCAUGCUUUUAACAGCAGCACUCAGAGAGGCUGAAAAACUCACUGCUACUCUGACAUCACAGCCCUGUGGUUCUAGUAGCCAAUCACAGGAGAGUCUUGGUGAGCCCAGUUCACCAAUGAAACUCAAAGCCUUUGGAAGUUUCAGUAGUAUUCCUGAAUCUCCAACUGAGUCUGAUUACUUGAACACACAGAGUUCUAGUUCUGUAUCCCUGUCAUCAGACUCUGAAAUAAGGGAAGGGGAAUGGUCUGGAGCUUAUUCGUACAUCUUACAAUCCCUCAGCGAAUUGAAGAGAAUUGACUCCAACAAUACCAGCAUCAAGAACGUCUCUCGCACUGAAGUGGCUCAGAGUGUGCAGAGCUUGACACAACUCCUGUACAGCUUGCAGGCGGCCGUGACGAUUCAGGACAGCUGCUUCGAGGUCCAGAAGCUGCUCCUCCUGGAGAGCGAGCGUAUGCCCCGCCUCCCCGGUUCCCGCGGCAACCUCCUCCAGGAGCAGGAGAAGCAGCGCAAUGUGGAAAAGCAGCGUGAGGAGCUGGCCGGCGUGCAGCGGCUGAAGAGCCAGAUGAGACUGGAGCAGCAGCGCUGGGAGCGCGAGUGCGACCACCGGCAGCGCCAGCAGAGGGAGCAGGAGAGCCGGCUGGAGCAGCGAGAGCGAGAGUGCCACCUGCAAGCCGAGCGGCUGCAGCACGAGCGCGAGGAGCUCGAGAGCCAGCUGCAGGAAUACCAGCACAACCUGGAGCGGCUGCGCGAGGGCCAGAGGCUGGUGGAGAAGGAGAGGGAGAAGCUGGACAGCUGGAAGCACGGCCGUCAGAGCAGCCUGCCUGUGAUGUUUCCAGUGGACAGCAAGCAGGUGACCAGUCACUGCCGCUCAGGAAGCUUUGAAGGGGACGGUUCUGUUUUUGUGAAUGAGGCUGCCUUGCAGAUGUCCCUUAACAACCACCACCGCUCCAGUUCCUUUGUGUACCCGGACACCCCCACUGCGCACAACAGUUUAAACUCUCUGAUUGCACGGACUAGCGAGAACCAGACCAAUCAGAGGACUGACUUUCCGUACCAUCCACUGGCCUCCACCAAUCAGAACUGGAGACCGCACAGCACCCAGCAGCAGAUUCCAGCCGCUGUUGCCUGGGGACACAGAGACAGAGCCAACAACGAAACCAACACACACUGUUCUAACACGGACAAAGCUUCUGUUGGGCAAGGCCAAAGUGCAUCAAGCCCAUAUCAAGGAUAUUCCCAGUCCCUGCCACUGCAUCUCCUGAUUGAGCCCCAGAACUAUAUCUCCCUGCAGCCUGAGAAUGGACAGGACGGGAGUGAAGAGAACAUUGUCUACCUCUGAGUGCCUCUGCAAUAGAGCAGCGCUGCCCAGAGGAAAACAACCGGAAGCAUUUCCACAUGUGCUCUGUCUUAUGGAAGUCUCUGGUCAUUGUGUAAAAAGUAUACACGUAGAACCUGUUUAUGUACAUAUAUAAAUAUAGCAUAUAUAUAUAUGUGUGUGUGUGUUGUAAACACCUGUUAUUAGUACUUAAACUGUAAAACAGCACGUGAAUAAGUAACUAAAUGUUUUUUGUUAUAAUAAACUUUAUUGCUUCAGUGAGCAAGUGGAAGAUCAGUGGGUGCCUUAACAGCUGUGCAACACUUUGUCUAGUAAACCUGUUUUUUAUUUUUUAAUUAAAAAAAAAAAAAGAUAACUAUCACGCCUUCAUAUUCAAAACACCUACUUAAACUUAUUCAAUUGCACAUGAUGUCUUUCGUUCUGUUCACCAGGCAACGUGAAUCUCUUGCAGUCCUUCCUGUAUGUCAGUGUUUGAUAUCGCUAAUAGCUCCAGUUGUGUUCCUCAGUGUAAUGUUGUUGAAGCUGACACCCUGGGAUCCUUCAAGAAGCUGCUUGAUGAGAUUCUGGGAUCAAUAAGCUACUAACAACCAAACGAGCAAGAUGGGCUGAAUGGGCUCCUCUCGUUUGUAAACUUUCUUAUGUUCUUAUGUUCUUAUGUCUCUCACUCUAAACCCCUUUCUUACUCUACUAUCACUUCUGUGUCAUGCUUUUCAAAUAGCCUGCCUAUUUUGCCAAGCGUCACUUUUUCAGUUGCCAUUACCACUAAGCUUUUGAUUCUGCCCUUAAGUUCACUCCGUUCAAUCAGGUUGCUUGAUCUCCCUCCCAUACUAACUAUUUAUUGUGGUUGUUACAAAUGAUCAAACCAACCUGUACCUGGAAGUGGCUGGAGAAAAGCAGCACAUUACAUACCAGACCAUUAUACCAGUCCCAUUUAUACGAUUUAUGGAAGCGAAGGAAUACACUAAUCUCUGCUGUUCAGCUUUGUUUGCACUAAAGUGUAAUUCCUGUGUAUGUACAGUAGCAGUACUGUAAAUGGUGGUGUUUUCAGUACAGAGUGUUUUUUGUAAUGCAGUUUUUGCCAUAUGCUUUGUUGAACCCAUUCCCAUUUCUUCUGAUUCCAGACAGAGCAGUUAAACUGCAGUGAUUCGGCCACAAUUAACAGCAGGCUGCAACUCAGAUUCACAGUGACUCACAAUUGCAGUUUAAACAGUUGCUUUGCACUACAGUUCCCUACACAUUUUAAUCUACUUAUGUACUGCAGCAUUUUGUCAUGUGUGCUAGCUUGUUUUUGUCUGCUUAUGUAUUUACUGCCAAUCCUGAAUUCCUCUGAUCAUGUAGCUCUGUAAAGCACCCCCAAAGAUAGCCCUUGUUUUUUUCCUGCAAAGGGAGAGGGUAAAACAAGUCUGUUCUCUUGUUGUUCCUUUAUCUAUCUUAAUUCCUGCUACACAAACAAACAAACAAAUGUAAAUACCGUAAUUGUUAGUAUAUAUUGUGCACUUUUCUGGGGCUUGUAUAAAUCCUCAAUUGCAGGAAUAGUACAAAUGUGCACUAUACGGAGCCAUCACAAGUGAUUGUGUGUUAUACAGCACUGUACAAUAAGCAGAGAAGUUGUUUCAUGACAUGUAAAUGCUAUACGCAGGUGCUUGCGAUUUACCAAAUUGUACGGUAUUCAUGUCUCCUUUUUGUGGCUAAAGCAAUAUGCAAAUCUACUCCUGUGCUUCGUUGUUCUACAAGCUUGGUCAGUGGUGUGCAGAACAACAAAGUAAACAAAUGACUGGGUAGCUUCUGCUCCGAAAUCUGAAAUGUUCCUUGUGUUUCUUGAAAUGCACUAGGUCUGUUACGAACAGUAUCAUUUUCUGUAUUUAUUACUGUGUGCACUUUGCUUUGUAUAUUUGUGGAAUAUCUGAAAUGUACCAGUUUAAUUGUUUUUGUAUCCGGUGUCUUGGCGUCUUGACAUCUCUGUUGAGUAAAUGCAUGCUAGUUUUCCUGUAAGUCUCUCAACAACAACAAAAAAAACGCCCAUCCCUUGCAUUCACAUGUGCCUUAUUGUGUCUAGAUUGUAAUCCAUUGACUUUUUGCCAUGUUCUACCAGCAGUGUAAAUUGGCCACACUUAGUUAUCCACUUUUUCUGUAACAUCAUACAGUACAGUAUAUAAACCCUGUGUAAACUGAGAUUUCUAUUGUUUUGUUCAUACACUUUCAAUCAGAACAGCAACUCAAAUAAAACCCGGUUUUAUCACGUUAAGCUAUUACAUUUUGGAACAUUCUGUAUUCGUGUAACACCCAGGAAUAAAGCAGCAUGAUGACGAAUGAUCUCUCAGUCGGAUGUGCAGGUAGUUCAUGUGAAUUACUCAUGGGUUUUCUGGGUUUUCUGGGACACUCAAAUGCAAAUACAUAAAGGUCCUGCUUGCUGACAUUGCCACGGCAACUGGCUGGGAAGGCAAGUUUAAUAAAAUCUGAACAGACGUUGAA